AUGUUUUCCAGACGCCUUUUGAAAGCCCCAGCGGCAUUAACACCUGCGACCUUACUCCGACCUUUUUCCAGCAGCACCAUCCUUUUUCGUACCCCAGCUCUAUCAGAUGUCACUUCUGAGGGCGUGAAAUCCUUCGAAGUUAAACAGAAAGAAUUCCGGCAGAAGCUAGCAGAUGCUAAGAAGAGUAGCGAGUCAACCGCAAACUCACCAGGCGCCUCCGCAGAAGCCAACGAAGAGGAAGAUUCCAAGCGCAAAGGGAAACUCAGCAGCUUGAUCUAUGGCACCAAAGAAGGACGCGAAAUGGAGCGCGAGAUGGAACAAUCAUUUUCGCAAGUUCUAGCACGAGGCAAAUACGUUCAUAGCAUUGUAUUCCACGAUGUGAAGCCGGAUAAGGUCGACGAAUAUACGGAGUUGGUGGGAAAAUGGUAUCCAAAAAUGGCAGGGAUGCCCGAGAACAAGGUCCACUUGGUUGGUAGUUGGAGGACCGAGGUUGGUGAUUGUGAUACUUUUGUUCACAUCUGGGAAUACCAGAGAUAUCAUGGAUACCACGACUCCCUUCACAGCAUCUCUCAGCACCCCGAUUUCCCUGCUUUCGACAAGAAAUUGAAGUCUCUUAUCACCGCAAAGCGUACCUCGUUGAUGCAAGAAUUCUCCUUCUGGCCGACCACUUCUCCCCGCCAAUUGGGCGGAGUCUUUGAGCUUCGAUCAUACACUCUUCACCCAGGAAAUCUUUUGGAAUGGGAGACCCAUUGGCGUCGUGGACUCGGUGCUAGAAGACAGGUCAUGGAGGGGGUUGGAGCCUGGUUUGUACAGAUUGGUGACUUGAAUACUGUUCAUCAUCUUUGGCAAUUUGCGGAUUUAGAGGAGAGAAAAGUUAGACGGGAGCAGAGCUGGAGCGUGGAAGGUUGGGGAGAUACUGUUCACAAGACUGUGCCAUUGAUCCAGAGCAUGAAGUCCAAGAUCCUGAUCCCGAUGCCAUGGUCGCCUGUUGCAUAA
This is a messenger RNA of Glarea lozoyensis ATCC 20868, 996 nucleotides long. RefSeq names its product Dimeric alpha+beta barrel. Lineage: Eukaryota; Fungi; Ascomycota; Leotiomycetes; Helotiales; Helotiaceae. The coding region runs from base 1 to 996 and encodes 331 amino acids. Gene Ontology annotation, cellular component: mitochondrion. The record is from RefSeq and is a predicted model, not a curated record. The transcript is spliced from 3 exons.